Messenger RNA from Amaranthus tricolor (Joseph's coat), 675 nucleotides. RefSeq names its product protein ZW2-like. Gene Ontology annotation, molecular function: sequence-specific DNA binding. The record is from RefSeq and is a predicted model, not a curated record. Bases 1 to 675 code for a protein of 224 amino acids. Gene Ontology annotation, biological process: DNA-templated transcription. The transcript has a single exon. NCBI's taxonomy places the organism in Eukaryota, Viridiplantae, Streptophyta, Magnoliopsida, Caryophyllales, Amaranthaceae.
AUGUCAACCACAUCAAGUGUUGAAUCUUUCACUACAUUCUUACAAAAUUGGCUAGAACAUCAACAACAUUAUCUUAAUCAACUAGUUAAAAUUGAAAACAGCACUGAAACAGUCAAUAAACAACAACUAAUUAAAAAUUUACUUUCCCACUAUGCAAAUUACUAUGAAGAGAAGUCCAAAAUCAUAUGGGAUGACACUCAUUUACUCUUUUCCCCACCAUGGCUUACAACAUUAGAGAAAGCCUUCUUAUGGGUUGGUGGGUUUAAGCCCACCCUAGCAUUUACCCUUCUAGAAGCUUCCGUUUCUAACAUGGAACCUUCCCAAGUCGAGAAGGUACAACAAUUAAAGAUGGAGACUAUUAAGGAAGAGCACAAUUUGAAGGAAGCAUUAGUAAUGGUGCAAGAGAGUAUGGGAUCACGUAUGUUAUCGAGUCUAGAUAGGGAUGGUGAUGGGCUAGUUGAUGGGGAAGUGUCCGAAUUUGAUGAGGUAAUGCAAGAGCUUAAGACUUCAAUGGCAAGAGUGAUUCAAAAUGCCGAUAAUUUACGAAGGAAUACAAUGAUGGGAGUGUUUCGUAUUUUGGAUUUGGAUCAAAAUUUGAAGUUUUUAAUUGCUCUACUUAAGUAUCAACUUGGGGUUAGGGCUUAUGGACUUCAAAAUGAUGCAAGAAGAGGAUGA